AUGUCAUCCCUGCACCUCUUGACCGACCCGGGAUACGCGACGUGCCCUCUUCAAACCUUCAUGGCUCAUCUCACUUUAAAGAGUAGUGCACUGAUAGUCUCGUCUGCCCCCCUCCUGCUCGCGGGACCUGCCUACAACUGCCGGCCUCGCUGUGCCUCUCCUUCUCUGCUCACUCGCUACUCAGCUCACUCUCUAAAAUAUAAUCUCAAUAACUAUACGGCUUUGGUACCCCUGCUGCCCUUGCUACCCCUGGUUCGCCUUCUGUGGCCACCACCCAGCUUGCUGACCCUGACCUACCUAUGCUGGCUGCCCCUUCCACCUGUCACACAAGUCCUGUUGUUACUACUUGGAUUAGUGCUCUCUGCCCUCCCUCUCUGCCUUCUCUUCUCCUCCCCCUGCCUGCUCGCUGUUGCUCCCCUCGCUUGGCUGACCUGCCCCUCCUCCCUCUCCUUGCCUCUCCUCUCUCCCUCCUCUGUUGGCUGCCUGCCCCCUGCCUUUCUCCCCUCUGCUGCCCUGGCUGCUUGCCCCCCCCCCCCUGCCCCCCUCCCUUGCUACCCUCCCUCCCUGCCUUCUCCCUUGCCCCCUGCCUCUGCUGUGAUCUGGCUCCUUCCUGGCUGGAGCCUAGCCUCUCCCCUUGCUGGCUGCUCUCUCCCUCCUGCCCUGCUGCCCUGGCUCUUCUUCUCCAUGCUGCCUAGUGCUCCCCUGCGGCCCUCUGCCCCUCGCUCCCCCCCUGCCAUCCUAGCUCCUGCUCCUGCCCCCCUCCAGAUUGCCCCUGCCUGCUCUGGUCUGCCCCUGCCCCCUCCCCCUGCUGGCCCUCUGCUUACUGCCCUCCGUGCUGUCCCAACCUGCCUCCCUGCCUCUGUCCCGCCCAGCCCUGCUGCUCUAUGCUGCAGCUCUGACCCCUCCCUGCCUCCCCCUCUUGCUGCCCCAGAUCUUCCCUCCCCUGCUGCCCCUCCCCCCCUCCUCCUGAGCCUGCUUCCUGCCCUGCCUCGCCCCUGCUCCCUUGCUUGCUGCUCUGCUCGGCCUCUCUCCACCCUCCUCCUGCCCCUCCACCUCCGCCUCUUUUGCCUUGCACGUGCCCUGCCUGCGACCUGCCCUGCCCUGCCUUGUGGCUCCCCCCCUCUCCCCUUGCCUCUGCUUCUUAGCUUCGCCCCUCCUCUGCCUCCUCCCUGCUGCCUCUCCCCCCUGUCGCCUCCUGCCUCCCUGCCCCUGACCCCUCGUCUGCCCUGCUCGCCUCUGCCUGCUUGCCCUUGGCUCCUCUCCCCCUGA
Molecule: messenger RNA, 1269 nt
Organism: Knipowitschia caucasica
Lineage: Eukaryota; Metazoa; Chordata; Actinopteri; Gobiiformes; Gobiidae
Source: the annotation of a GenBank genome assembly